Messenger RNA from Nothoprocta perdicaria, 3106 nucleotides. It is a transcript of the gene TTC39A, whose product is annotated as tetratricopeptide repeat domain 39A. The transcript has 18 exons. Gene Ontology annotation, molecular function: protein binding. The coding region runs from base 66 to 1733 and encodes 555 amino acids. Lineage: Eukaryota; Metazoa; Chordata; Aves; Tinamiformes; Tinamidae. The record is from RefSeq and is a predicted model, not a curated record.
UGGACUCCCGCGGCGACAGCGACAGCAGGAGCGGCGAAGCCAGGUCACCUACAUCCGACCUCAACAUGGCAUUGCAUGAAUGUAUGGCAGCUUUGGAUCUAUUUCUUAACAACAAGUUCUCGGAUGCUUUGGCUUCCUUACAAGCCAAAACUAAAGACAGUAUGUACCAUGCACUCACCUAUGCCACCAUACUGGAAAUGCAAGCUAUGAUGACAUUUGAUCCUCAGGACAUACUGAAUGCAGGAAACACAAUGAAAGAAGCUCAAGCCACCUGUCAGAAAUUUAGGAAGAAAUCUACAGUAGCUGAUUCCUUCAACAACCUUGUGCAUAGACAGAGUCUUGAACAUUUUACUGAAGAGGAAAUCCAUGCAGAAAUUUGCUAUGCUGAAUGUUUACUUCAAAGAGCAGCACUCACAUUCCUACAGGAUGAGAAUAUGGUUAGCUUCAUAAAAGGAGGCAUCAAAGUCCGAAACAGUUACCAAACAUACAGGGAGCUGGACAGUCUCAUACAAUCUCCACAUUAUGUCAAAGGCGAGAACCAUCAUCAUUUCGAGGGAGGUGUAAAACUUGGAGUUGGAGCAUUUAAUCUGACAUUGUCCAUGUUUCCUGCACGAAUUCUCAGAUUACUGGAGUUUGUUGGAUUUUCUGGAAACAAGGAGCAUGGUCUGCUGCAGCUUCAAGAAGGAGCGUCGUCGUACAGCUUUAGGUCGGUGCUGUGUACCAUGCUGUUGCUUUGCUAUCAUACUUUCAUGACCUUUGUGUUAGGGACAGGAAAGGGAAACGUUGAAGAGGCAGAAAGACUGCUGAAGCCUUACUUGGCUCGCUAUCCAAAGGGAGCCAUAUUCCUGUUUUUCGCAGGCAGGAUAGAAACCCUAAAGGGUAAUAUUGAUGCGGCGGUCAGUAGGUAUGAGGAAUGCUGUGAGGCUCAGCAAUACUGGAAGCAGUUUCAUCACAUGUGUUACUGGGAGCUCAUGUGGUGCUUCACCUACAAGCGCCAGUGGAAGAUGGCCUUCUUCUAUGCAGACCUGUUAAGCAAAGAAAACACUUGGUCCAAGGCUACCUAUGUUUACAUGAAAGCUGCCUACCUCAGUAUGUUUGGACCUGAUGACUGCAGUCCUUUUGGAGACAAUGAAGUUGAAUUAUUUAGGAGUGUUCCCAGUUUGAAACUGAAAAUUGCAGGGAAAUCGCUGCCUACGGAAAAGUUUGCCAUCCGUAAAGCUCGACGAUAUCUUUCUUCAAACCCUAUCCCUUUGCCAGUUCCACCUUUGGAAAUGAUGUAUAUUUGGAAUGGCUAUGCAGUAAUUGGAAAAUGCCCAGACUUAACAGAAGGAAUGUUAGAGACUUUAAUUGAAGCAGAAACAGCAUUGGCAAGAAGUUCAGCUACCGAGUUACUAGCAGAUGACCAGUGCGUGAUAAAGCUGUUAAAAGGUUUAUGCCUCAAGCAUUUGGGCAAGAUCUCAGAGGCAGAAGACCAUUUUAUUUACAUCCAUUUAAAUGAGAAGAAGAUAAAAUACGACCAUUAUGUAAUUCCAAAUGCGUUGUUGGAGCUUGCAAUAGUAUACCUGGACCAGGGAAGAAGAGAAGAAGCAAUAAAACUACUGGAGAGAGCCAAACAAAACUACAAGAAUUACUCCAUGGAAACAAGAACACAUUUCAGAAUUCAAGCUGCCCUGCACCAAGCCAAAUCCGUCCCAGAAAAUGGAGUGCACUCUGGAGCCUCAGCAGUGUCGUAACUUUUUCUUCUUUGAUGUCCUGUUUGUUUGCAAACUUGGGUGCACAAGAUUGCUGAUACUUCCGAUUUAUUUUUCCUUCUUUUUCAAGUCACUGAGAAACCAAAUCAUUUAAAAAUUUAAAGGCGAUGCAUAAAACAUUAAUCUAAUGUUUCGACAUGGCAAAAGAAAAAUCUUAAACCAACCGUAUCCCUUAGAAUUUGUUUUCAACAAGUGGCUUUUUAAAUACUUGCAUCUGUGUGGUUCACUUUCAUUCAUGUAUGCUGCUUCUUCUGUAAAUAAGAAAUUUGCUGGUGAAGAAAAUGAUCUCUCUUGUGCAGGUAUCUUGGCUUUUUCUUUAAUUUGAUCUUCAUGUCAAGCCUGUCAUUUGUAAUGGCUGAAUGAUUUUCAAGAAGCUUAGAGAGAAAAAAAAAUGAAGAUGACAGUAUAAAACUGCAUCACUUCUUCUGGGAGGACCUUAGGAGCCAGUUCUGUCAUUAUACUGAAUGUAAUUUGGAAUUUAUGUCCUAUUUAAAGCACAAGUCCUCGAAGAUCACUUAAGGAAUAGCAAUAUGCCACUGGCUGUACAAGCCAAGGCUGCUGUGACAGUCGAUUCCUUAAAACGCUUGUUCUUAGGCUCACCUAGCUGAGAUGCCGUGUUUAAGCAGAGAUCAAGUGGCAGUGGUUCCGUGGUAGGAGGGCUGGGUUGGAGCAGGCCCUCUUGGCACCGUGCUCUGCCUCUUUUCAUGGGGGGAACCUGUGAGGAAGGUGCUUUGGGAGGAUUGAGGACAGAGCAGAGGGUUGGCUCCUCCAGUGCUGUCUGCCAUAGAAUUGCCAAUUUUUUGCAAAACUGCUGAAGUCAGCAAUACACAAAUUUGCAACAUAUUUACUGUUCUUGAUAAGAAACUCAGUGCUUUUAUUCCUGGAAUCUUUGGGACAGGCUUCUACCUCCCUUUUGAAAGAGAUUCUUCCCCAUAACCUGUUCUGAUGUAUGGAGGUGGGAGGUCCUUGAGCCCUUUUUCUCCAGUGGAGAUGUUUGUCAGGAAGAUUCCUGUCUAUGUGUCUCUCAGUGAAUAUUAUUUCUCUAGUGACAGUUCCUAUCAGAAGAGAAAAUUAAUAUUUUAGAACUUUGCUUUUACCUCCCCUAAGAAAAUUAUGCUAUUUUAUAAUGCAAAUUCACUUGCAAGGAGACAACCAGCUGUUUCUCCACACUGAGAACUCGCAUUGUCUUAAAAGAGGCACCCUUCAUAAAAGUCUUCCCCAAUUAAAAUCACGGAUGAAUAAUGUGUUCUUUUUUCUUAAGAAGUGACUUUCUCAGUUCAGAUGAUCAUAAAUGAAAUUCAAUAUGAACAAUUCCACUCUUCACCUAUUGUGCAUCAAAAUUUAAGUGUAAAAAU